Molecule: messenger RNA, 402 nt
Organism: Acaulospora colombiana
Lineage: Eukaryota; Fungi; Glomeromycota; Glomeromycetes; Diversisporales; Acaulosporaceae
Source: the annotation of a GenBank genome assembly
AUGAAGAGCCUCUAUAGUUUGGAAUCUUACUGCCUCCGAUUCCAUACAGAACCCCUUGACAUAAAACAAGCUUACCGCAAAAAGGCUGGCCCAGCAAAUGAUUGCACCGAUCCAAAGCGAAAGGCGUCUCAACUUGGGGUAUCGAUAAAUAAGUGGAUAGGUGAAUGGGCCUAUUCAAAUCAGUUAGAUGUUAUGAAAAGAUUAUUUAUGCCUACCGGAACAAUAAAUGAUACCAGUUGUGAGCGUGCCAAUCAGUGGAAGCAAAGAGAAGGCAUGAGGUUGGGUAGAAACGCGGCGAGUAGCUACACUUCAAUCAGCAACUUCUAUAAAUGCAAAGAUAUUGGCCACAAACAAAUGACCAAGCACCAAACCCUCUAUCCACAGGAGGAAGUGAAGUCGGAU